AUGGCAAUUGGGUUGGUUAGGAUACGGUUAGCCAGAUUUGGUAGGACAAACAGCCCUGUUUACAACAUUGUGGUGGCCAAUGCACAGAAGGCUAGGGAUGCUAAACCCAUUGAAGUACUGGGUACUUAUAAUCCAAUUCCUAGACCCCGUACAGUGAAGCAGAAGAAGCAGGGUGUGCUGGCCACAAAGGAUGUGCAGUUAGAUUUCGAUAGAGCAAAGUAUUGGAUUGGUGUUGGGGCACAACCGAGUGAAAUGGUGACAAAACUGUUGAAAAAAUGCGGUAUCUUGGAUGAAUCCUGGGGGAAGACCUUUGCUACGUCUAGGAAAGUAGUGACUCCCAGGCAGGAAGUUAUAGAAUGA
Torulaspora delbrueckii is the source of this 360-nucleotide messenger RNA. RefSeq names its product mitochondrial 37S ribosomal protein bS16m (gene MRPS16). Gene Ontology annotation, cellular component: mitochondrial small ribosomal subunit; ribosome. Gene Ontology annotation, biological process: mitochondrial translation. The coding region runs from base 1 to 360 and encodes 119 amino acids. The transcript has a single exon. Gene Ontology annotation, molecular function: structural constituent of ribosome. The record is from RefSeq and is a predicted model, not a curated record. Lineage: Eukaryota; Fungi; Ascomycota; Saccharomycetes; Saccharomycetales; Saccharomycetaceae.